AUGAAUAUUAAAUAAUAACUCCUCAAAUAGUAAAUUCAAUCUUAUUAACAUUCAGAUGGAACUUGUUUCUGUUCUGUAUGUUUAUGCAGCAAGUGUUAUUGCAAAUCAAAGCCUUAACAAACUCAUUACAUUAAUGAACCUAAAUCAAUCUAUAAUAUUGAUUAUGAUUCAAGAAGAACACCUAUUAAACAUUCUAGAUUGCCUAAUUAGAAUUACUAAGUUAGACAAAAGGCUUUGUCACUUCACUCUGUUUAUAAUGAUGAUUUUGAUAAAAAGCAGUUGAACAAAUCAUUUUUAGAUAAUUCACAAUAACCAUAGAAUAAUUCAUUCAAUAUUCCUUUUUGUGGUUGCAAUUCAUAUGCACUCUAAUUUCCAGGUAAAACUUCAAUGCCUCCUCAAUUACUAAAACCAUUAAAUUAAAUUUAAUUACUCCCUGCUAAAUUAGACAUUAAAUCAAGUUAUUAAAGAGAACAUAAACAUUAUAAAUUGGAUUAAGAUAAAAUCAUCAAUUUUUCAAAAAUUACUAAUCAAAGAUUACAUACUAAUUCCAAAGAAAAAAACAUCUAUUUAAACUCUAGUUAUUAAGAGUAAUAUAAAGGAUAAACUGCAAAAAAAGUUUAAUAAUUGCCAAUCCAAUCAAGCUAUUUACCUUUUGGAUUCAGUAACUAAGGAAUCAAUCCUUAUGUUAGUACAAAUAAAUAAGAUUAUGAAGAGUAAAAGUUAUAUUAAUGUGAAGCAGAUUUUAAAUUGCAACAAUUAAGCAAUUAAAUAUUAUCAGAACAAUGA
Molecule: messenger RNA, 786 nt
Organism: Paramecium pentaurelia
Lineage: Eukaryota; Ciliophora; Oligohymenophorea; Peniculida; Parameciidae
Source: the annotation of a GenBank genome assembly